Dendroctonus ponderosae (mountain pine beetle) is the source of this 1831-nucleotide messenger RNA. Its product is annotated as coiled-coil domain-containing protein 191. Gene Ontology annotation, molecular function: phosphatase binding. The coding region runs from base 288 to 1790 and encodes 500 amino acids. The record is from RefSeq and is a predicted model, not a curated record. NCBI's taxonomy places the organism in Eukaryota, Metazoa, Arthropoda, Insecta, Coleoptera, Curculionidae. The transcript has 4 exons.
AAGGAGUCAGUUACGAUAUAUGCGCUAGUCAGGCGUAAACACCAAUGUCAACAAAACAAGUGUCAAAUUACUACUUGACUUGUAGUUAUAAUUUUUGAACUCGCGAAUUCUAUCGCCCUUUACACUGACAACAGUUGCCACAGGUUGUUUAAUCGAUAACUUAUCACUUCGUUGCGUGCUUGGAGUACAUCCAUGAGUUGCUUGUUACAAAGUAUUUUUCUGGCAACAAUCAAGCAAAAUUUCAAACAAAAGUUGACUCGAGUUUAGCUAAUUUUUCGCGCUUCCAGAUGAAAUCGGAGAAGGAACCGUUAUACAGUCACAAUGAUUUCGUUUUUGAGGCCAAAAAAAUCACUCUCGAGGAACAGUUUGAUCGUCCCGUAAAUCUAGCUGUAUCAGACGGUGCAAAGCAAAAGGAAACUGGUAAAACAAACCCGAAAUUGACCUCCGAUUCCACCUUUACCAAACCAAUCAGCCAUUAUAAGCAAUUGCCUUACUCGGAUGGACCAAAUACUCAAAUGCCCGUUAAACCGAUCAAUGAUCGACUGGUUUGUGAAGUUGCAAAAACCAGCAUGUUAAGACGGUACUUUGCAAAGUGGAGGUCCGAAACAAAACCACCAAUCAAGCACACGAAAAAGCUGAAUGUAUUUAUUGGAAAUCUUAAAAAUUACCAACAGGAAGCGAUUCAGUCUUCACAAUCCCCAGGGCGCGAAAGCCGCAGUCAAAACCCGUCCGAAUUAUUCACGAACCGAUACAAGUCGCAAAAAAUCAUUAUCAAUACCCAACGCUCAAAGAUCGAAGAACAGAACAGGAUUAUUAGCGAGCUGAAAUUGGGCAUCAUACGGGAAGACCUUCUAAAAUCGAUAGAGAACACGAAAAUUGAUAUUCGAGACAUUUUCAGUAACUGUUCGGAGAAACUGCUGACCGCUGCACCUUUGUUAAGGGCGCCAGAAGAGCGGAAAAAGCUAAUGAUUUUGUCGCAAAAAGCUCCAAAAACCAUACAGAAAAUGCAGCAGCGCGCCAUUGAAAGGGCACAGUAUCGAGAAAUUAUUCUAGAACGAAAAAAGCUGAUAGAGGAAACACGUCAGAAGCUGCUUGCAGAAGCUAUAGAGAAGAAAAGGGUUCUGGAAGAGGAAGAAAAAGAGCACAAUUUGAGAGCAAUCAAUGAACAGAGAAAAAAGGAAUUGCUGAGGCAGAAAAGGCGUCUCGAAAGAAAGCAGGAGUUUGAGCGGAAAUAUUCAAAGGCCCAGCGAUUCUAUAACACAGCUCUAACCAGACAGUGCUUGCGGAAACUUUUCAGCAACUACGCGAAAGCGAAGGAAAAUUACACAUUGGCAAAGGAAUUUUAUUUGCAUAAGCAGAAAACUUGGAUAUUCAAAGCAUGGCUCGGAUACGUAGAAACAAAAUUCGAGACAAAGUAUACAGUGGCGGAUGCGCACUUUGCGCGCAAAGCCCUCGCAAAUGCCUUCGAUAAACUGAAACUGAAUAAACUAGACAGCGUUAGAUCCAUGCAAGUUGCUGAAGACUUAUAUGAUUUCAGGCUUACAUGCAACACGUUCACCAAUUGGCACAGAUUCGUCUGCAAACAAGUGAUGCUAGAGAGCAAGCGAACCGCGAUCUCCUUAAAACACUACAACAGGAAGCUGUUGUUUCAGUGUUUCUACCAGUGGCGAUCGUUGCCUGUCGUCAUCCAACUGGAAGAAGCCAAGGAAGAGAAAAAGAGGAAAUGGAGAGAAAAAGUUUGGGAUAUUCUGCCUGACUACCGGCCGUCAGAAGAAGCAGCACAUUUUUAAUACGUUUAAUUUUUGAUAUACACCAACUUUUCUACAUAUAA